Pelobates cultripes (western spadefoot toad) is the source of this 2022-nucleotide messenger RNA. The record is from the annotation of a GenBank genome assembly. Lineage: Eukaryota; Metazoa; Chordata; Amphibia; Anura; Pelobatidae.
AUGAAGACUCUCAUUGUUUCAUGGAGAAUUCUCUUCUUCUCAAGUCUGGUCUCUGUCAUCUAUUCACAAAACUGCAAAUGGCUCCGUCCUCAGCAGGAAUAUCUAAGCAAGCAGAUCCUUCAGACCUUCAACCAGAUGGUGGGUUUCAUAAAUUAAUUCAAUCGUAUUAUUUCUCUCUUUUCUCAACACUUUCAUAUGAUUCACACUAAAACAGACAAUAUUUUCUAAGCACCCGCAUAAUUAAUUACUACUAUUAUUUUAUUCUAUCAUAGUAUUAAUUAAAUACACUUGCUUAGUUUCUACAUAUCACAUAUAUCUACUGCAUCUUUAGCAUCAUAAGAUAAAAAAUUUAAAUGGAAGUGCUCAAAGCCAAGUGAAUGUUCAGAACAUUAUACAGGAGGCCACAUGACACGAGAUAGUCACUAACUAGUUAGCAAUUCCACAAACAUAUAAAACACCACAUAACCACAAGCAUACUCUUAUAUUUUAGCUCAUUCUUAAACAAUAAGGUUCGAUUUUUUUAAAAUCAAUUAUAGAAUUUGUUCUUUCCUCUUUCAAUUUCAGAGUUCAUUUGGGACAUCUUCUGGAAUUUGCUCACAAAGCUCAACAAUUCUUCCUAAUAUUGACGAUCUCUACAACUUUUCUCAGGUAGAAUAAGCUCCCUCAUUACCUACUGUGUAGACUUUACAUAUACCUGGUGGAAUGUAGGUGUAUUUAAUACUAAACACUCCAUUAGCUGUAACAAUGUUUCAUUUUCCAAACAUUGAAAUUGAUAGAAGUUAGUUUGAAAAGUAUUGCUAAUUUGAUCACUCCAUAUUCUAUAGUAACGAUUUAUAAUAAAUUAUCCAAUGAGUUUAGUAGACCAGAUUUAAGGAAAGAGAAACUGAUCAGGUACACUCCACAGUUUGGUGAAACACAGACUGGCCCUUCUUGUAGAUGUUAAAAUUCCAUAAAUUUCAGGAUGAAGAUGCGAUCAUCAUUGCAAGUGAAGUUACCAAGCAAACAAUCGGGUUCUAUAAAAAACACAAUGAAAAGCUCAAAUGCAAUAAAAAAGUUUGGGAGAGAUUGCACGAGCUUCUAAAUUACCAGGAAAACCAGCUGAAUGAUUGUGUAAGUAUCCCCUAUAGUUAUUUCUGUUCCGUAUCAAUGUUACUAGAAUGUGAUGAGAAUGUUGUAUUAAUCAUGGUUUCUUUAAUGUUUACUAGAUCCCAGAGGGAGCUGAGAAUUCUCAAAUUAAACAAAGAUUAUCAGAAUACUUCAAUGUACUAGAACAGAUUGUAAAUGAAAAGGUAAGUCACUUUUUUCUAAGAUGUUACUGACCAUGCUUUUCUCAGUAUUUUGUUCUCUUCUUGAACCUCAAAAAUUCUAAAACAAUCUAUCUUGAAAAAAAUCUACUCAAGAUAUGUGGAGGUGUUACUUAUAGCAAUUUAUAACUGCAGGAAUAUAAAUAACAAAAAUUAGAAGAUACAUUCAAUUGACAAAAACUUUAAAAAGAGUAAAUAACAACCUGCCAUCUGGCAGUUUAUACUGUUUAAUGUUGUCCACUUACUCGUAUCCCCAAAGUCGUUGUCUUUUCUACAACAUUCCAUACCUGUGACCUCUCUACUCAGGGUCAUCUAAUAAAAUAGACAUUGUGGCUAUUAAAUGGGAACUCCAUAAUAAUGUUGUAGAGCUAUAAGAGAAAAUGAUAUUGCUUAUCUGGGUCCCACUGUAUAUAUGAUCCUACAGAGUUCUUGUAUGGAAGAAGGAAUGUCUACCCUAAAUAUGACUGCUUAUGAAAUACCAGCUAUUGAACAUUUCCCUUUCUCUGUUGUACUUUUUCCAUAUCUACAUCAUUUCCCUGCUCUGUAUACAAUUCCAUUUGUGUGAGUGUCUCUUUUUUCAUAUUUUUAGGAUGAUAGUUGUGUUCACAUGAUUGUUCAACUCACUAUAAAGAAGAAUCUACAACUGGUUGCUCAACUCUCCUUUCGGAUGAGAAGCCGUCUUCUCCAGAAAUCCUCACAGUCUGAUAAUGUUAUAUAA